UCCGGAACAUGGCGCCGACGAUCCCAAUUACGCUGUGUCAAUCUGUUGGCAGCCAAGCUGAAGUAUUCUAGAGGGAAUGCCGUCUACUGUUUGUAAAACUAAGAGCGUGAUUGUUGAAACUCUUUAUUGAAAAUGCUUUAGAAUAUAUUACAUGUAUAUUGCUUAAUUUUUUGAAGUUUUCAACGCUGUUACAGGCAUGUGUUUGGCCAGCUAUGUGGGGCGGGUUGAGCGUGAACAAGGAAGUGCGGGGAUCUCGUGCGCGCGCGCGCUGUUCUGUCGUUGCUGGCUCGUCGAAAAAAAAAGUUGACCGGAAGCAGCAGGCAACCAUCUGUCUUUCUCUGACGAAGUCAGGCCGCCCCUUACCACGGUUUGGGGCUGAAAAUAGUGACAGUUAACACCGCCACGACCGUGGAGAAGUGCCGAAGUAAACGGUUUGUCUUGCAUCAGCAUCGUUUUCAUUGGCGCCAAUUUAAUUCGGUAUCGAGUCGGCUUUCCAACACCCUGACGGAGAACACUGGAGUUGCCAUGUAACUCAGACGACGCACAAGCAAUGCUACAAGAUGAAAAGCCGCUUGUCGCUUAACAGCCCGUGGGAUCCCUCUGCAUCCAUCUCAACAUGAGCUCCAAAUGGGAGCGUCAUCUGAUGCCAUAUGUUCUCCAGUGGACAGUUUCACCUAUUGCAUGCACAAGACGGCAUUUUCUGGCGCUUCAACCUUUUGCGUCCAUCAGCAGUCUGUCGGCCCCCGGGGAAGGACUCAUGUAAUUGUGUCGGCAGACCAUCAACAACAUGGCGUCGGCGUUCUUCACAGUUCCAGUGAGUACCAUUGGGGCCAUCAUCCGGAAGUGGAAAGAACACGGCAUUACCAUAAACCAGCCACGGCCAGGUGCUCCUCGCAAGAUUUCAGACAGAGGAGUCAAAACAAUCAUCAGAAGGGUUCUCCAACAGCCCAGGACCACUCGUGGAGAGCUUCAGAAAGCCCUGGAAUCAGCAGGCUGCUGAAGAUGAAAAGAGGGUGGAUCUUUCAGCAAGACAACGAUCCCAAGCACACAGCCAAGGUAACACUCAACUGGUUGAAGAAAAAGAAAAUAAAGCUGCUAGAAUGGCCCAGUCAAUCACCAGACUUGAAUCCAAUUGAAAAUCUUUGGAAAGAACUGAAGAUCCGGGUUCACAGAAGAGACCCCCGGAACCUUGAAGAUUUGAAGGCAGUUUGUGUGGAUGAAUGGGCCAAAAUCACACCUGAGCAAUGUAUUCGACCGGUUUCUCCAUACAGGAGGCGUCUUGAGGCUGUAAUCACCAACAAAGGUUUUUGCACUAAGUAUUAAAUAAAUUUCAGUACGCGUGUUCAAUACUUAUUCCCUGUGCCAUUUCACUUUAUUACACAUAACUUAAUU
Molecule: messenger RNA, 1392 nt
Organism: Doryrhamphus excisus (bluestripe pipefish)
Lineage: Eukaryota; Metazoa; Chordata; Actinopteri; Syngnathiformes; Syngnathidae
Source: RefSeq, a predicted model, not a curated record